AUGGCAUCCAGAAAGACUAGAUCAUCGACUGCAAAGGCAUCGACAGAGAAGCCUGUUGAAUCCCCUAAGACAACUAAAGUCAGCAAAUCUACUAAAUCGACAAAGCCAAAUAAGACUUCAAAGACAUCCAAGAACGUGGUUGAAGAUUCAAAGCCAGAAGCGCCAAAGAGCACCAAUUCAAACAUGAUUAAUGAUGAAGAAGUAGUCCAAGCAAUAAAUAUCAAAGACAAAGCGAUUGAAAAUGCUGUCUCUGCAUUAUCUAAAUGGAAUAAAAAGCAACAAGAAACAUCUGCUAAAAAGAACUUGUUCGAUGAAGACGACGAAGAGAUCCCAGUUUACUUACAAGUCACAGCAAACAAAUACUUGUCAAAAUCCAACGUUUUGAAACCACGUAUGAUCACCGUUCCACAUCCUAUCCACGAUCUUGAUGAUGCUCGUGUUUGUAUUUUCGUUAAAGAUGACCUUUUGGAUGAAGAGUCAGCUGCGAGAAUUGAAAUAUUAAAGGAAAAUGAAUUGAAAAAUUUAGCUCAAAUUAUCACUGUUAAAGAUUUAAAGACCAAGUAUAAUGCAUAUGAGAAAAGACGUCAAUUGUUAUCUGAAUAUGAUAUCUUCUUAACCGAUUCUUCCAUUGCCAAUAUGAUUCCAAAGCUACUUGGUAAGAUCUUCUUUGAAUCUUCAAAGCUCCCAUUAACUAUUUCGGUAACAGAGAAUAAGAAACUCUCUGUUGAUAAGUUUGUCAAGAAUUUCCAAAAGGCAUUGAAUUCUAUUGGAUUUAUUCUACCAAUGGGUAUCAAUAUGGGUUUCAGAUUAGGCAUGCUAGGUCAAGAUAUCAAUAACAUGAAAGAAAAUAUUCAUGCUAUUGCUAGAUUCCUUGAAAGAUUUAAUAUACGAUUGAUCCAACUGAAGUUAACGGAUUCCCCCUCCCUUCCAAUUUACAUUAACAAAAAAAUCUUCACCGAAGAUGAUGUUCUUAAGACUGAUGAUACUCAAAACGAUGGAAAUAGACUUAAUGAUAUACCUUUAUCCAUCUAUGCUGAAGGUUUGAAGGAAUUAGGAUUAGAUGAGGAAGAAGCUAAUCAAAUAUUUGGCAGGAAGAGAAAGUCCGACCAACUGAAGGACGACUCAAAGACCACAACUACUAAGAAGAGUAAAAACUAA
Molecule: messenger RNA, 1158 nt
Organism: Pichia kudriavzevii
Lineage: Eukaryota; Fungi; Ascomycota; Pichiomycetes; Pichiales; Pichiaceae
Exons: 1
Coding region: 1-1158 (385 amino acids)
Source: RefSeq, a predicted model, not a curated record